GAAAAUGGAGCAUCUGCUGCUAGUUGCUUUGUCAAUUUUCUGGACAAGCCAAGUAAAUGGUGGUUCCAUGCAUACUCAAAUUGUGGAUGGCAGAGAGGCAUCUCCAAACUCUCAUCCCUACAUAGCUUCAUUGCAGUUGAGAGGCCGGCAUUUCUGUGGGGGGUCCCUGAUUGCCCCACAGUUUCUUAUGACUGCAGCUCAUUGUAUGGAGAAUACUCCACCCAAUGCGGUGACAGUGGUCCUGGGGGCUCACUCCCUAAGUGCAAAUGAGGCAACCAAGCAAAGGUUUAGGAUCAACCAGGUCUUUGAAAAUGGCUUCAAUCCAAUGAAUUUAGAGAAUGACAUUGUCAUACUAAAACUUGAUCGACCUGUGUCUGUAAAUGGCAAAGUACAGGUAGUGUCUCUGCCCAGUGCCAACGAAGAUGUUCCUGCAGGAACUCAGUGUGUGACUGCUGGUUGGGGCCGACUUGCCACAGAUGGACAGAGACCUGACCGUCUUCAGGAACUUAAUGUCACCGUAACCAGCAGAGACCUGUGCCGCCCCAAUAACAUCUGUACAGGGGUCUUCAUGCGACAGGCUGGCAUCUGCUUUGGUGACUCUGGUGGCCCUCUUGUGUGUGAUGGCGUGAUCCAAGGAAUCACCUCCUUUAUUAUCCGCAGUUGUGGGAAUGGUGUGACUCCCGAUUUCUUCUCAAGGGUUGCUCUUUUCAGGAGCUUCAUUGACAGAGCAAUUAACAGCUGACUUAUGCACAGCCUUCUUCUCCGCCCCCACUUUUCCUUAUUUACUAAUCAGUUCCUUACUUAAAGGGAUACUGUCAUGGGAAAAAAAAUUUUUUUCAAAAUUAAUCUGUUGAUUCUGCCCUGAAAUCCAUUUCUCAAAAGAACAAACAGAUUUUUUUAUAUUAAAUUUUGAAAUCUGACAUGGGGCUAGACAUAUUGUCAAUUUCCCAGCUGCCCAAGUCAUGUGACUUGUGCUCUGAUAAACUUCAAUCACUCUUUACUGCUGUACUGCAAGUUGGAGUGAUAUCACCCCCCUCUCUUUUCCCCCCAAGCAGCCAAACAAAAGAACAAUGGGAAGGUAACCAGAUAGCAGCUCCCUAAAACAAGAUAACAGCUGCCUGGUAGAUCUAAGAACAGCACUCAAUAGUAAAAACCCAUGUCCCACUGAGACACAUUCAGUUACAUUGAGAAGGAAAAACAGCAGCCUGCCACAAAGCAUUUCUCUCCUAAAGUGCAGGCACAAGUCACAUGACCAGGGGCAGCUGGGAAAUUGACAAAAUGUCUAGCCCCAUGUCAGAUUUCAAAAUUGAAUAUAAAAAAAUCUGCUUGCUCUUUUGAGAAAUAGAUUUCAGUGCAGAAUUCUGCUGGAGUAGCACUAUUAACUGAUGCGUUUUGAAAAAAACAUGUUUUCCGAUGACAGGAUCCCUUUAACUGCAGAAAUGAGCAAUUGCUUUGGAUUCAGCUAAUGGAAAAUGCUUGGGAGUUGUAAUUCUGCAAGAUUAGGAGCUUCAUUAUCAUUGUGCUUUCAUACCUUCUGUCUUCUUGCAUUCAGUAACCUACCUUUUGCUCCAUGUAUUAGGCAGUAACCCAGUUGUGAUAUCUUUGAAGAACCUGUUAUUUAUGUGUUCUCCAUAAAAUUAAUAUAAAUGCUACAGUGUAAACUAUAACCAAGAUUUCAAAGUGCAGCCACAGGCAACUGACAAACCAUAACAUACCAGGCUAGCCAUAUUUCCAGGCUAGCUUUCGGCAGCCAUAGUGCCCACCAUAAAUGGCAUACCAAAAGGGCAUGAUAAUUGAAAUAGCUACAACUUACGAAGUAAGGGCAAUCAUUGACAAUGCAUAGUGGUCACAGCAAAAAUAAAAAAUAUAUAAAAAGUCUGUGCAGUUUAUUUAAAAUUUGAGAAAUGAACAAGCAGAAUAAUUCCAGGGAUGCUUUCCAAACAGAAAUCAGAUGCCAAUAAAUCUUUUGUUACUGUCAAACAUG
Xenopus laevis (African clawed frog) is the source of this 1984-nucleotide messenger RNA. It is a transcript of the gene prtn3.L, whose product is annotated as proteinase 3 L homeolog. The record is from RefSeq and is marked provisional. Gene Ontology annotation, cellular component: extracellular region; organelle; cytoplasm. Gene Ontology annotation, biological process: proteolysis. Gene Ontology annotation, molecular function: serine-type peptidase activity; serine-type endopeptidase activity; hydrolase activity. Lineage: Eukaryota; Metazoa; Chordata; Amphibia; Anura; Pipidae.